GAGGAGCAGAAGGUUUGGAGAAGGGCAUGUUGGAAAGAUGCUGGUGGGAGGGACCCUGUGCUCCUGGGGACCCUGAAGGAAGCAAGGGUACCAGGUGUGAAAGCACAGAGGAAUAUGAUUACGAUUACCUCAGCAUCAAUAAAACCUGGGUCCUCACCCCCAAGGCGCAGGAGACUGAUGCCACGCAAAUCCUCAACUCGCUGCUGAAGAACUAUGACAACAAGCUGAGGCCYGACAUUGGCAUCAAGCCCACGUUUAUCGACGUGGAUAUCUACGUGAACAGCAUUGGGCCAGUAUCUGUCAUCCAAAUGGAAUACACCAUCGACAUCUUCUUUGCUCAGACAUGGUAUGACCGGCGUCUUCGUUUCAACAGCACCCUCAAGGCGCUCACGCUGAACACCAACAUGGUGAGCCGCAUCUGGAUCCCGGACACCUUCUUCAGGAACUCCAAGCGGGCUGACUCCCACUGGAUAACCACCCCUAAUCAGCUCCUCCGCAUCUGGAAUGAUGGCAAAGUUCUCUACACGCUCAGACUGACUAUUGAGGCUGAAUGUCUGCUCCAGCUGCAGAAUUUCCCAAUGGACACUCACUCGUGCCCUCUGGUUUUCUCCAGUUAUGGUUAUCCCCGAGAGGAGAUUGUCUAUCGCUGGAGGCGCUAUUCCAUUGAGGUCUCAGACCAGCGCACCUGGAGGCUCUACCAAUUYGACUUCACAGGGCUGAGGAACACCUCAGAGGUCCUCAGGACUGGGGCAGGGGAGUACAUGGUGAUGACAGUUUCUUUUGAUCUGAGUAGACGUAUGGGUUAUUUUGCCAUUCAAACCUAUAUUCCCUGCAUCCUGACUGUUGUUCUGUCCUGGGUUUCCUUCUGGAUCAAGAGAGAUUCCACACCAGCCCGAACAUCUCUGGGUAUCACCACUGUGCUAACAAUGACCACCCUGAGCACCAUCUCCCGCAAGCACCUUCCUCGUGUUUCUUAUAUCACAGCCAUGGACCUCUUUGUCUCCGUGUGCUUCAUCUUCGUCUUCGCAGCUCUCAUGGAGUAUGCCACACUCAACUACCUGGUGGGAAACAAGAAACCACUGGAGCACAACAGCAGGAAAACCAGGCUGCCAUCUGCAGGUGUCCAGGUGAUGCCAUCCUUCACCACCAUCAACAUCAACAACAUCAUGCACUGGCCCUCAGAGAUAGAGGAGGAUGAGGAUGAAGACCCUGGCUCCCCAUGCCUGGAAGGGAAGGAAUGCGAGAGAUUCUUCUGCUGCAUUGAGGACUGUCAGACAGGGAUGUGGCGGGAGGGAAGGAUCCGCAUUCACAUCUCCCGCCUGGACUCCUACUCCCGCGUGUUCUUUCCCACCGCCUUCCUGCUCUUCAACAUUGUCUACUGGAUUGCCUAUCUGUAUCUCUAGCUGUUCGAUGUCCUCAGCUGGAAUGGACUGGAAGCUGGCAAGAUGCACUCUUCAAGGAGCAUAGGAAACAAUGUCUCUUCCUAUUGUAGUUGAUCAUCAGUCUGAACAGUCCAGUUUGGUGAUUCCUUUUUCCUGCUCUCAUCUCAUCUCUUCUGAGAAGAACUAGACAGCUUUUUAUUUUUUUUUUUCUUUCUAUCUUUUGGGCUCCCAAACCUGUCUUUUUAGAGAAUUGUCCCUUCCCAAACCGCCCUUUCUCCAAUCAGCAGUGUUUGACUGAAAGGUUAGGGAUUUUGUCAAGAACAAACACCUGAAUGUGCUUCAUUUUUCCAUCCAAUCCCAGUCCAAAAUUCCAUGGGAAAUGAUGGCAAAUUGAGUUUUCUGCAUAGUUUUUAAGCCUGCAGAGGAUAUAAAGUAGAUUUUACAACUUCUACACCACCUCCAUCAAUAUAGACUUUGUGGGAAUGCUAGAGACAUGAACAGAUCAGAAAGAAGGAGGGGCUGGGAGAGGAUGGUGGUACAGCCUUCCUCCUGCUGGUAGCUGGGAUUGGCCUAAAUGCUUUGUACCUGCCUAGAAGGUGGGUUGUGGCACAGACUGGGUCUACUGUAGGAUGUCUGGGGAGCAUUUCACAUGUAUCACUCUUCUUGUUGAAUGACAUGGCCCCUGAAGCAGCCACCCAUUGAGAUGAUCAUCAUCAGAUGAUGAAAAGUGUUUCAUGGGUCUAAAUGGCCUACUCUUACCCAGAUAGGAUCUCUCAAGAGCCCGUGAGUACAUCCUGAUAGGUGGUUUAGGACUUUGACCAGCAUAUCCAGCUUCCAUAGCCAAAAAGGGGAGAAAGCUGUAAUGUAAUGAAGACCAGAAGGUGUCUCAUAUGCCUGUUGUAAGGUAGCUGUCUUCAGCCUGCCUCAGCUGAGACAGUGCUCCUCUUCACAAGGACAGGUGUUGAAAUCCUCAGAUAUGUGAACAGUAGUAGGUGCUAACUUGAGAAAUGGGUGCUAGGAAAAGGAAUACUAGCAGCUACCCCUGCUCCUACCAGUGGUGGAGAAGAGUUCCAAUAGCUCAGAUGUGUUUCCUUACUUUCUUCUCUUUAAUAUUUCUAUUAAAAAACAGACUUUGCUGGAACUGCACACCCACUCCAAAUUGCCACCCACCUAUGCCCCUUUUCUUCCCAGAAUCAGGAAGGGGAACAAGCCAUGCGUGGCGUUCCCCAUCUGCCCUCCGCAAUGGCUCUUCGGAAGCUCAGGCAGAGGUGGUUCCUCGUGUUCAUGCUCCCCUGCCAGCUCUCUGUCAGCCGUGACAGGAAUCAUCUAUGCCUAAGGAAAGGGGUUAGAGCAAAGUGAAAUGCAAUUCAAACGAGAAAGAAGCUGUAUAAGAGAGAAGGGGAAGCUAAAAUCCGUGGUUCGUAAGAUGUAAAUCAGCUGCUUCCCCAUUUACACUAACUGCUGAUUCGGCCCACAGCGUGAGUGGUSGUGAAAAGCAGUGUACCGUGAAUAUUUACUUACUGCCUAAAUUAACAACAAAGAAGUCUUUUAUAAACAGCGUGUUUUAGAAGCAAUUGUUACUUUAAAGGCUUGUCACAAGAAGAAGGCUGGCGUGGCUGCAGAGAAGAAGUUAGGAACGGCUGCCUCGUGGGAGAGCUAACAGUACCAGGCCAUUUUAUAUAUUCGUAGACAGCAAUUUGAUCUGUUUUAAAGAUGGAUUUUGACACGUAAAUCUGAUCUGAGUAAUGGAGUGUCAUGUUUAAUUCAUUCAUAAAUACAGCCCUACCUUGGUUCCAGAGGAAGAGCUGGAGCGCCUAAUUAAGUACACAAUAGUACAACGCUCAGCUAAGUACACCCUAAUGGGGUCAGACCAGCAUAGCUCUGCCAGGGGAAAUUGUGCCUGUCUAACCUGCUACAGUUCUUCUUUUAAAAUACCAAGUAAGAGAUAAAGGUUACUCAGAAGCAUAAUUUGCUCAGCUACUCCGACAGCUUUUGAAAGGAUGGAAAGAAAUUAUGGCGGGUGGUUCUAACUGAGGAAAUUGAUUUAGUGAAAGAAUUAUUAAGGAGGUUCUAAUUAGAGGAAAUUAAAAGAGGAGGGGGGGGAAAAAGAAUUGUUAAGGAGGCUCUAAUUAGAGGAAAUUAAUGUUUUAGAGAGAGACAGAGAGAGAGAGAGAGAAGUCUAAGAAAAGAAUCAAAACAACUUCCAGACAAGGAGAGCUGCUGGGUGGCAGCGCUGACGCCCAGCCAAGCGGGCUGAUGUUCUGCUUCUGAUAGCAAAGCGCUAUCACACGUAGCAAUAGAAAAGGCUCCUAUGACUCAACUGUGUGUUGACAGGGAGCUGGAUUAGACAGGGAUCUGUGAUCCCUGUAGGGAGCCAAAAGGAAAGAGCAUCCUAGAUGAAAGCUGGCUCACGUGACAGACUGAGUGAAGUGUGUCUUGCCRUGUCAGAAGGCAACUGCCACUGUGUGCGUCGGCGGGGCACCCUGAUGGCAAACCAGGGCCCUUGCCAAGCGUGGUCAUAAAAGGUACGUAGGCUGUGGUGAACACAGGCAGGAAAACCCGGAGAGGAGCUUCUGAGAAAAGGCAGAGAGAUGGAAAAAAAAAAAAAAAAAAAGGUGUGUAAAAAGAGCCCAAACCUCUCCAAUUCACUGAGGCCUUAGAGCACCGGGGAGCUUUGAUGGACGCAGCUGAUUAUUGUGGGCAUCAAAGUAAAGGACCGAGCACUGUAGCUGUUGAAGCUUGGUAGCUCACUAGCUCAGGAGCUGUUGAAUUUGGGCCUUUUAAAGAGCUAACCAGGAGAGCAACAAGGUAUACAGGAGACCUAAAAGGAUGAUAUGGACUUGGGCAAAGUAGACUUGAAAGAUUAUUUCACCAAAGAAUGAUAAAACUAGCAUACACCUGGGUAAUUUAACUGAUGAUGGAAAAUUUGAGAGUGACUUGACAGAAGAAAAUAGUCUAGCGUGGGUUGUAGCACAAGGGAGCYGAUUACUAAAGCUGGGGAAGUGGGGAGGAUGGGGAGGGGAGGGGUCUUUGGAGGCUUAGGGAAAUCUGUGCCCAUCACAAAUAGCUCAAUAAAUAAUGGCAUGCACAAAUUCAGUCAUGUUUUUAAGUUUCUACAGUAUCUCUGAAAAGAAAAGCAGAGAAGAAAAAAAAAAGCUGCUGUUUGUUUCGAAAUUACUUUGCAAAGGUCAGUUUUCCUGAAGAGAGGUUUGAUGUUUUAUGGCUCUUAUUUAGACAAUGAAAGGAAGUCACAAAAAGGUUCAUUUCUCAUUUCUCUGUCCCAUCCUAUUCCUAAUGUUCCCCUCUGAGUGAUGCCACCUAAGGGACCAUUUUUAGACUGUAAGCUUGUGU
Messenger RNA from Nothoprocta perdicaria, 4733 nucleotides. RefSeq names its product gamma-aminobutyric acid receptor subunit gamma-4. Gene Ontology annotation, biological process: chloride transport; signal transduction; synaptic transmission, GABAergic. The transcript has 10 exons. Bases 27 to 1403 code for a protein of 458 amino acids. The record is from RefSeq and is a predicted model, not a curated record. Lineage: Eukaryota; Metazoa; Chordata; Aves; Tinamiformes; Tinamidae. Gene Ontology annotation, cellular component: synapse; GABA-A receptor complex; dendrite membrane. Gene Ontology annotation, molecular function: benzodiazepine receptor activity; GABA-gated chloride ion channel activity; transmitter-gated monoatomic ion channel activity involved in regulation of postsynaptic membrane potential.